AUGAAAUCAACUCUCUUAUUCAUUGCUGCAUUCAUUGCUCUGUUAGGUCUUGUCUCUGCUCAAUACCAAACCUUCACCUACUUUACUGAUAGCUCUUGUUCAGCUGCCAACUAUGUCUAUGAAAAGACUGUUCCUGCAUCUGCUUGUACUGGAUCUAAUGCUACCACUGCUUGUACUGCCACUAAGAAUUAUUACUAUACAAGUGCUUGUGUCUCUGCCUAUCCAUCCACUGUUAAUGGAUUCAUGUUCACCUCUGAAUAUGAUAAUAGCACAUGUGUUGGUGAUGUUAAAUCUGUCACUCGUUAUAAAUUGGGUGCCUGCUAUAUUUCUGGCUCAUACUCAUACAAGUAUACCAAUGAAUGUAGAUGGAUUACUUAUACUGAUACUGCCUGUACUACUGCUGGUACUUCUGGUGCUAGUGGUGUAGCUAUUCCAGUUGACACUUGUCAAUCAAGCUAUAACAUUGUUCAAAAAUGUGUUAAGCAAAGUAAUGCUCAAAUGAUUGGUGUUUCUGCUGUUGCUUUGAUUUUUGCCAUUGUUUCAUUCCUUGGUUUUUAG
Molecule: messenger RNA, 558 nt
Organism: Naegleria gruberi
Lineage: Eukaryota; Heterolobosea; Eutetramitea; Acrasida; Naegleriidae
Exons: 1
Coding region: 1-558 (185 amino acids)
Source: RefSeq, a predicted model, not a curated record